Messenger RNA from Cercocebus atys (sooty mangabey), 2300 nucleotides. RefSeq names its product olfactory receptor 6M1. The transcript has a single exon. The record is from RefSeq and is a predicted model, not a curated record. Gene Ontology annotation, biological process: G protein-coupled receptor signaling pathway. NCBI's taxonomy places the organism in Eukaryota, Metazoa, Chordata, Mammalia, Primates, Cercopithecidae. Gene Ontology annotation, molecular function: G protein-coupled receptor activity; olfactory receptor activity. The coding region runs from base 1292 to 2233 and encodes 313 amino acids. Gene Ontology annotation, cellular component: membrane.
UUGUUUUAGAUACACAGAUAUGUAAUUUGAACUUUAAAAUCGCCUAAAACUAUAUAUACCGAAAUGUCACUGUAUCUCUAAUAAGUUUAAUUACAGAUUAUAAUUUUCUUUUUUGCACUUGCAUUUCUGAAUUCUUUGCACUAAAAAUGUCUUUCUUGUAAUAAUAAAAAGAAAAAGAAAAUAAGAGGGCGAACUUUUUUAUCCUGAGGAAAGUGCAGGGGGAGGUUGGAAAAAGAAAAAGAGGUGGUCACGAUCGGUAGCAAAGAGUGGAGGAGAUGCUGACUAAUCUAUUAAGGAUUUACUAAAGAGGUGCUAUCUAGAUAAAUAAAACACCAAGAUCAGAGUUAAAGCAUGGGUUGGUUUUUAUCUAAAAUAUCAUUUCUCAGAUAGUGGGAUAAAGAACAAACUAGAUCUUGAAGUACAGUUUCACGACGUCAGCUGACAAAGUAAAUAAAGUGAGAUGAAUUACCUCUGUUUUUGCCUUCCUGUAUAUAAUUUGUGCCUCUCUGAUGCUAUCACACUAUAUAUGGUGCUCUCAAAUGAUCAUCCAGAUAUAUAAUGUAUAUUAGAUACUUCACAGAACUUGAAGGUAGGUUUUAGACACAAGGUAUAAUCUAAGGGCGAGACACCCAUUAUUUCUUUUUGAGAUGUCAUCUAAAAUGAUUAAUAGGAACCAUGAGCUAUUGUUCCUUUUAAUCAUCUCUGGACUGUUUUCACAGAUGUGUACAUGCUAAAGAAAGACUUUAAGAAUUGGGAGACUCUGGAUAUCUACAAAUACAGAAAAAACUAAAUCAACCUUUAUCUCUUACUCAUGAUAACCACCAAAGUGAAAUAAAGUUUGUUAUAUAAGACUAUAAAGUUUUUAAAGGAUUUGCCACUCAGGAACUGUAAACCAGAAUAAUAGAAGGGCAUUCUGAUUAAGUAUACAUCAGUACAUCAGCACAUUUUUAGCUGAUAAAAUGAAGUCAAAAGAGUAGAAAAGAUCAGAAAUUUCAUCUAAUGAGAAGGAAUAGAAUUUUAUAACUAGAAGGAAGCUUGGAGUUUUUUAUCCAGCCUUAUUGUAUCAUUUUACAGGAAAAAACAAACAAAAAAAAAAACAUAUACCUAAAUCUUGACUUUUCCAACGUGGCACAAUAAUUACUUGCUGAUAGAGGACUACACGCCAGGACUACGUCUCCCAAUACAAGCCACUCUCCACAAUACAUUCUCAACACAUAUUUACAAAAUUACCUAAGCUGAUUUUGUUUUCUUGUUUCUUCAGGGAAACCCUGCCCACCAUGUAGUAGUCGACAUGGGAAACUGGAGCACUGUGACCGAAUUCACCCUAAUUGCCUUCCCAGCUCUCCUGGAGAUUCGAAUAUCUCUCUUUGUGGUUCUUGUGUUAACUUACACAUUAACAGCAACAGGAAACAUCAUCAUCAUCUCCCUGAUAUGGAUUGAUCAUCGCUUGCAAACUCCAAUGUACUUCUUCCUCAGUAAUUUGUCCUCUCUGGAUAUCUUAUACACCACUGUCAUUACCCCAAAGUUGUUGGCCUGCCUCCUAGGAGAAAAGAAAACCAUAUCUUUUGCUGGUUGCAUGACCCAAGCAUAUUUCUACUUCUUUCUGGGGACAGUGGGGUUUAUCCUCUUGGCAGUAAUGUCCUUUGACCGCUACGUGGCUAUCUGCGACCCACUGCGCUACAUGGUCAUCAUGAACAGCAGGGCCUGCCUCCUGCUGGUUCUGGGAUGCUGGGUGGGGGCCUUCCUGUCUGUGUUGGUUCCAACCAUUGCAGUGACACGGCUACCUUACUGUAGGAAAGAAAUUAAUCAUUUUUUCUGUGACAUUGCCCCUCUUUUACAGGUGGCCUGUAUAAAUACUCACCUCAUUGAGAAGAUAAACUUUCUCCUCUCUGCCCUUGUCAUCCUGAGUUCCCUGGCAUUCACUACUGGGUCCUACGUGUGCAUAAUUUCUACCAUCCUACAUAUCCCUUCCACCCAGGGACGUCAGAAAGCUUUUUCUACCUGUGCUUCUCAUAUCACUGUUGUCUCCAUUGCCUAUGGGAGCAACAUCUUUGUGUAUGUGCGACCCAAUCAGAACUCCUCACUGGAUUAUGACAAGGUAGCUGCUAUCCUCAUCACAGUGGUGACCCCUCUCCUGAAUCCUUUUAUCUACAGCUUGAGGAAUGAGAAGGUAAAGGAAGUGUUGAGAGAGACAGUGAAAAGAAUCAUGACCUUGAUACUAAGGAAAACUUGACACUGGUAUGUACUACAUCAAAUACAUUUCCUUUUUUUAUUUUUUUUUUAAGUUCCAGGGUAAGUGU